This is a messenger RNA of Lepisosteus oculatus (spotted gar), 5125 nucleotides long. RefSeq lists its product as uncharacterized. NCBI's taxonomy places the organism in Eukaryota, Metazoa, Chordata, Actinopteri, Semionotiformes, Lepisosteidae. Gene Ontology annotation, molecular function: RNA binding; ubiquitin protein ligase activity. The record is from RefSeq and is a predicted model, not a curated record. Gene Ontology annotation, cellular component: nucleoplasm. Gene Ontology annotation, biological process: Notch signaling pathway; protein ubiquitination.
GUCGCAUAGGAAAAGGACAUUAAGUAGGAAGAGAAAACCUGGAGGGUAGUCUCGGUGUUCCCUGCUGCUGCAGCUGAGCUGGUGCUGUGUUGCAGAUGGCAGAGGAAAGGAGGACGGUGCAGGUGACUGGCUUGCCCACUGGCGUUUCCAAGGAAAGGCUGGCAGACAAGCUGGCCAUCCACUUCUUAAGGACUCGGAACGGAGGCGGCGAAAUAAUCGGCAUCACGAUACCAGACGACUCCUCCACCACAGCCCUCAUCACCUUCGAAGACAGUGAAGUGGCCCAGAGGGUUUGCAGUCGAGGGAAGCACAUUCUAGCUGUGAGUGACCAGCAGUAUGAAGUGACCGUGAGCCUUCCCAGCAGUGAUGUCAGCCCAGAUGAGAUCUUCCUGCAGGUGGCUAUGACUGUGGACUACGGCAGGCUGCCUGCUGGCAGAGCCACGAUGAGGACUCUCAAGAAGAACUUUGUGGACGUGCAGUUCAGCUUUGACCAGAGAGAAGAGCUGUGCACUGUCAAAGGUCGCUUCUCUGACAUUCAGGACCUUGCCAACGAAGUGCUGAGCCUUCUGCAAACAUCUGAGCCUGCUAAAUCCCCGGUCCUCAAGACGAGCGAGAAGAGCCCAGGUCCUACUGGGCAGGAAGACCAUUCCCAGAAGGCUGAAAGGAAGAAGGAGAACAAGAUGAAGGAGCGUGCUCCAUUCCCGGUUCCCAGGAGUCCCAGCCCGCUCUGUCCUGAGUCUACUGGGGCUGGGCAUCUGGACAGCACAAGACAUGCCACAGAGGCUUCGGAGGAUUUUAGCUUGAUGAUGGACUCCGAUAUUUACAAGUACAUUCAGAAGCACGGUGAGGAGAAAUACAAGCAAAUCCUUUGCAAGCAUAAAGUGGAGGUGGUGGAUAUUAGCACCAAAGACGUGACCACCUUGUUCUUACAGUCCAGCCUAGAAAAUUUGGCAAGCAUGGAAAGCUUACAGGAAGCCCACUGGGAUCUGAGAAGUCUGUACCAGGAGUAUGAGAACACGCUACGCAAAGAGCAGAUCCUGAAGGAGGAUAUUACCGAGAGCAAAUUGUGUUGCGAAAUCCUACAGUUUCGCUAUCCCAAGAUCCUUCUGAGCGAAGAUGAGACCUACAUAUACAUCAUAGGCAGCUCCAGCGAUGUGUCAGAAGCCAAGCAAUUCUUGCUGAAUAUCCAGAUGAAGCAAGGAAGCAUUGGAAAAUAUGACUCUGGAAACCCUUCUGCACUCUUGCCUACCAGGACCUCCCUGGACAAUAAAAAUGACAAACAUCCCAAGCUAGGAGGCUCUGGUAAACCCGAUGGUGGCAAAGAUUAUAGAUUGGCUGCCAAUUUCAAUAGCUGCAAGGAGCCUGUGUGGAAAAGCAAGGUGCUUGGUGACGAUGACCUCUUCUCCCGGCUGGGGCCAAGUGAAGGGGCUCAUAUGUUCUCCAGGGAUUUUGCCUCCCAAGGAAGUCAAGCCUUUUCAAGCGGAGGGUUCUACCUGAGAGAUCUCAAAGGCCCCGACCGGACAAGUGAAGACGUACUUUUCAAGAAAUAUGAGUCUUCUUCUGCCGGCAGUAGAAUCAAAGACCGCCGCCCCUUCCAAAGUGGCACAACAGUCAGAGCCACAGGACCUGUGAAGGCUGUUCAGGGAGCUGCUGCAUCGAGCACCUUCCACCACAUGGACCUGUUUGCAGGUGGCGAGGUGCUGAAUGACAGAGCCCUCACCACCACCUCACACAACUUUGAGUUCAAGCCUCUGGUGCAGCGGUCCAACAGCUUCUCGGGAAGGAUUACAUCUAAAGAGGACCGGAAACCGGCUGGUCUGAACAACAUACCAACAAGGCAAAACAGAAACAGUAGCAGCAGCCCUGGAAAAGAAGAUUCCCCUACAGCACAAUUGUUUGUCUCUGAAGUUGUGUGGGUUUAUGUGAAAGAUGCCUACAGUGAUCACAUCGCCAGUAUGACGUCAGGCAUUCAGAUAAAGGAGAGCAAAGAAAAAGGCUCCAUAAAGCUGCUUCUGCUGGGGCUGGACCAGCUGAAGCUCAGCUUGUGCAAACAGGAGUUGCAGAGGCUGUGCUCAGUGGUGGAAAUGGACCUCACCAGCACUGAGGUCAGCCUUUCACAGCUGGGCGUUACACAUCCGAAGGAUGAAACUUUGGAGAUGUUUUGCAAGGAACUAAAAAACAAAUAUGAAAAAAUAAAAAUAGUGACAAGUGAUUGCAGUGUCCGUGUCUGGGGCCCCAAGGAGUUGUGUGUGCUGGUGACCUAUACACUUAAAGAGGUUUUCAGUGCAGGAAGUUUAAAAUCCCAGCGAUCCGUCUCAGAAGCCUACCCCACUGCAGCUUCCCUCUCCUCUGUAGUGGACACACAUGAAGACGAGAUCCAGUCCAGCCAGACCAAGGUGGAGGCAUAUUUGAAGGACCUGGAGUCUGCCUCCAGAAAACACAGCUCCAACAAUGGUAGUCUCAGCCAGCACAGACCAGCGAACUCUGCCCUCUUCUCAACAGAUCACUCGGAACAUUCAUCACAUGACCUGACGUUGCAGACAGAGAAAGAGCUGAAGGCUUCCACUCAAGACGAGAUGAAGGACAACACCCAGGAGACGUGGGUUGAGGAACAACAUCAGGACCACUACAAUUCAACUCUGAAGGGUAAAAAUCAUUCUUUAGCUAAGAAGGACAGGAACAGCAUGUCAACACAGAAAGACUCUAAUGUCACACAGAAAUUGAGAAGAGGCACAGUGGAUGGAGAGGCCGCCCUGACAAUAAAAACCCUGAAUACUAACAGGACCUUAUCUGAAACCCACUCAAGGCUCAUGGAGGUGCCCAAGAUGGGUAAUAAGACUGACAGCGGGUUGCAGUCGCUGCCUACAUGGGCGUACAGUGCCCAGAAGAUGGGUCUGCAGAGCAAGGAGUGUGAUUUAGGAAACCUGAGAGAUCCCAGCACCCGUCAGCAAUGCCAGGGCUCCCCUAGUGAUCCAGGCACAGAAAGUCCAGGUGCCAAGCUUCCCCUGCAGAGCUCUACCAAGACACAGGAUGCCCAAGCUUGCGUGGUGCCCACUGAGACCUGCAUACAGUGCCAAAAUAGCAGUGUGUCCAGGACAAAAUGUGGUAUUUUACUCUGCAUAGACUGCCAACUGAAGAUCCAUACCAGCUGUAGAGUUUGUGCUCAGCCCAGCGCAGUUGGCAUCAAAGGCUCCAUGACCUACACAGAGUUGUCCACCAGUCUGAGUGGACAUCCCAGAGACAUGACGUUAAAGAUCACCUACAUCAUUCCUGAUGGCAUUCAAGGGGAAGGCCACCCUAACCCUGGCUCCCCAUUCUCGGGAGGAGCUUUUGAUGCUUACCUGCCUUUAAACCCCAAGGGGAAGAAGCUGCUUUCUCUGCUGAAGAAGGCCUUCGAGCAGGGUCUGACCUUCACAAUCAGAGCAGGGAAGACAGAGGACAGGGUGAUGUGGGGCAGAAUUCCUCACAAGACCAAGAUGGAAGGAGGAAAGUCAGGGAACGGCUACCCAGAUGCCACAUAUCUCAGUAACGUGCUGGACGUGCUGAAGUCCUUCGGAAUUGAAUCCAGUAAGUAGAGUGAGACUCUUUCUAAAGGAAAAUGGACCUUUCUACUGCUGGAUCAACAAGCUCGUCCAGAAUCAUCGUAAAACUCUUCAUGCUUACAGGACAGUUUUUGUUUAAUUUUAUAAUAAGGAGGUGUAUAUUUUUUUAUAUUUGCUGAAAAAUGUUUUCUACCUACCUGCAUAUUCACAAAUGUCCACAUGGUGAAGCUACAGCUGUACUGCUGACACUUGUAUUCCCUCUCAGUAUACUGAUAAGAGCUUUCCAGUGUUCAAGGCAGAACAAAUUGUGGCCUUUCUUCAAAUUAAGAUGAGUUUGAGAAUGCCGUCAUGAUUUUAAUGGAAAAAAAUGUCCCUAGUUGCUACUACUCUACACUGUGGAUCUGAAUCAACAUUUCUUUGUCUUGUAUCUGGAGGAAGGAGUUCCCUAUCUUUCCUUGUAAAAUUAACCACCCUUCUCCCAGUUCACAUUCCAUGCAGAUUUCAAUAAUGAUGCAGCACAUCUUCCCUCUUAAAAAAGGACAAAUUGUAUACAACUGAAUACAGUUGAUUUCUGUUCCUGUACCAUGAUGCUGGUAAAGUGGAGUAACCAUUUCAGGUAACGUCCUACUUUGACUGUAAAAGUAUCAUUUAACAGUUUUAUAUUAUUGAAUUCUCUCCUUGAGUGAUUCCAACACAGAAUCAUGUAGAGUAAUUCACUGGUUUCUUUACUCAGAUUCUGAAUGUUUUAUUGUGAAAUGUUUUUCUAUAGCUGUUUGUGAAUGACAUUCCAGGAGUAUUAACUGAGAUACACAGUCUGAGCGGAUCUUAGUGGUCGUCUCCGAAGGCAACUCCUGCGCUCUUACGCAGCACUUUAACUCUGGGACCUGCUUCUCCCAACGUUGGAGCACAGCUUCAAUCUGGUUUCCAGUCCUUGCUCAGUGUCUACUGAUCAACGCAGUCAGACGACAUGAAUAAAAACUGCUAAAUUUUAUGUUACUCCGUGGAGUUCUGUGUGAUUAUUACUCUUACUCUGGAAAAGACUAAGACUAGAAAUUGUCUCACAAAAAAACAUUCCAGAUAGGAGAGUUUAUUAAACAAGAUUUUCACUUAGCCUUCAGGCAGAAAUAAUACAAUGGACACUCUGUAUGGAAACUUAUCUGCAGUUAAUCAUUGACCUGGUAUGUUUAUCAUAAUCACUUGGGCAGACAGGGAACACUUGAGGUGAAUUUCAGGUGAAAGUCUGUCUCUGUUGGAAGCCUGUUCUCAGCCCAGCUCACCUGUGUUCGCCUGUACAGGAAAUAUGGACCAGGGGCUUGGGAGGCCUUGCCAGGGCUGAGCAGGAUGCAGCAGCAGCUAGGGGACUGAUCUGAUGCCCAGUUCAAAGCUGCGAUGCUCUAUUCUACGUUUUGCCAAGUGCAGUUUACCACAAUUAUGUGGGUUGAGGCAAAUUCUUACCAAGAAUAGUUAAUCAUGAAAAAUGUGAUGAUAGUUAUAAGAGUGUAUGGGUAAAAUUGCUCUUUGGUGUGUGGGUGUGAUGACCCCUGUUCUAGAGUUUGUUUUAGAUUAAAAGCUUACACCUAGAA